This is a messenger RNA of Dipodomys ordii (Ord's kangaroo rat), 2342 nucleotides long. It is a transcript of the gene Fcrl4, whose product is annotated as Fc receptor-like 4. Gene Ontology annotation, molecular function: transmembrane signaling receptor activity. Gene Ontology annotation, biological process: cell surface receptor signaling pathway. The record is from RefSeq and is a predicted model, not a curated record. The transcript is spliced from 12 exons. Bases 78 to 1640 code for a protein of 520 amino acids. NCBI's taxonomy places the organism in Eukaryota, Metazoa, Chordata, Mammalia, Rodentia, Heteromyidae.
CCUGUUGCUUUGUCUGUCUGAUUCUCCUGGCCUUUCUCUUACAACAACUCCACCUCCAGCUACUGGAGCAGGCCUUCAUGUUGCUGUGGGCAGCCUUGCUCAUCCUUGAUGGCUGGCUUGCGGGCUCUCGGGGAAAGCUGGCUGGGAGCUCCAUGUCUGUGCUGAUGCUUACCUUUGGCCUUUCAGUUCCAGUCAGUGGACAAUUUGCUCUACCGAAACCUGUGAUUUCCCUUCAUCCUCCAUGGACCACAGUCUUCCUCGGAGAGACAGUGAACCUGACUUGCAAAGGAUUUCACUCCUACAAACCAGAGAAAACAAAAUGGUACCAUGCAAACUACAGGGGGGAAAAGGAAGAAAGAGAAAUCUCAGGCAAUACCCUGAAGGUCCAUGAACCUGGAAAGUUCAGAUGCCAGGUUCGGGGCUCACCUCCAAGUGACCCUGUGCACUUGUAUUUUUCUGAAGGUUUGUUAAUCUUGCAGGCUCCACAUUCUGUGUUUGAAGGAGACACAUUGUUUCUGAGAUGCCAAAAACAAGGGAAGAAGAAACUAUCUGCUGUCAAAUAUAUUUGGAAUGGAAACACACUCUAUAAAUCUAACAAAAGCUUGGAUCUUUCUAUUCCAAGAGCAAGCUUAAAUAACAGUGGCCAUUACCGAUGCAUUGGAUUUACGGACAAAAAUCAUGUGCUUGAAUCAAAUACCAAAAUUAUUAAAAUUCAAGAACUAUUUCCACGUCCAAAGCUGAAUGCCACAGCCUUUCAGCCUAUGGAGGGGUCUUCUGUCAACCUGACCUGUGAAACACAUCUUCAUCCAGAGCGACUAGACACUCCCCUUCAUUUCACCUUCUUCAGAGACAAAGGAGUCAUCCUGUCAGGCUGGAACAACUCCUCAGAGCUCCAGAUCCCAAUCAUCUGGAAAGAAGACUCGGGAUUAUAUGGUUGUGGCAUCGAAACCGUGACCCAUAGCGUCCGAAAACACAGUCUCCUGCUAGAGAUCAGCGUGCAGAGGAUCCCUGUGUCCCAAGUCUCCAUGGAGACCCAGCCCCCAGGAGGCCAGGCAGUUGAAGGGGAGACACUGGUCCUUGUCUGCUCCGUGGCGGAAGGCACAGGGUACACCACGUUCUCCUGGCACAGGGAGAACAUGAAGGAGAGUCUGGGGAGGAAAACUGAGCGUUCCCAGAGAGCAGAGCUGGAGAUCCCUGCCAUCAGGGAGAGCCAUGCCGGCGGCUACUACUGCACAGCUGACAACAGCUACGGCCCUGUCCACAGUGAGGUGGUGACCAUCACUGUGAGAGAGAUCCCAAGCAACAGAAGCAACCUCAUGGGUUUGGGAGCUGCUGGAGGCCUCUUCAGCAUUCUUCUCCUGCUGUUUUUCUGCUGGAGCUGGAGGAAAUCAGGAAAUAAUUUCCAGGAAGAAGAAACUAGGAGUCCUCCCAACCCUGCCUCUGGAGAGUCCCCUUGGUCCAUCUGCCCUGCCCAGGUCCAACUGCAACCCUUGUAUGUUAAUGUGCAAUACCAAGAGGGUGAGUUGGUGUAUUCUGAGAUCCAGACUAUUUGGCUAAGAGGAGAAGAAGAAGCCAGAGCCUCCAGGACUUCGCUAGAGCAAAAGAGGACCUCAAUUGUCUACUCUGAGGUGAAGAUAUAGCCCUCCACUAACCCAGCAGAAGAGGUCAGCAGCUCCAAGGAUGAAGACAUGGAAUGUUAUACAAACAUCUUCAGUUGAUUUGAACCUGAUCUAGAGACCCAGUGCAGUCAAGGCUCUAGAGUGACCAGCUAGUCAGUAUUUCUCCUCCCACCCAGGACACUCUGAUCAUCUAUCUGAAGUGUAAUGGGCUGUCCAUGGAAAUACUUUUCUAAAAGGACCAGGUCCAGUUAGGGGAAGAUUCUAUUACCUGCUCUGAGAUUGUAUUCCUGAGUCACUGAUUUAGGGAAGGGAAAUUGUGAAAGAGAAGGACUGAGUUCAAAAAACAGAGGCAUACAUUUCUAUGCUCUGGGACUUGCACAAAGAGAAAAGAUUGAGCACUCUGGAUUUGUGUUUAACACAUUUGUAAUUCUGCAGAGUCUUCUGCAUCCACUGGUUUGACUGUGAGGGGCUAUGCAGGUGUAUCACAGAAAAUAUAUAGCCUCUCUCCCCUGCCUGCAAUGUUCACACUAUCCACCUCAACUCGUUUAAAGACAAAAACUUUUUUAAAAGAUGUGUUUAAUUCAAAAAAAAAAGUCAGGAGAACUGGAGAAGUAAUCUCUAGGCUAAGCUACCCAAACAAGAACAUUAUUUUAAGGUCACUUGGGACAAAAUCUCUCUUUCUGGUUUUUGUUGCUGUUGUUAGUAUUGAGGUUUGAACUCAGG